UGCAAUCAGGACCUGUGCUGGGGUCCUUGCUAUGAAUGUGUCCAUUCCGAAACCACAGACCGAAACAUUAAGACGAUCAUGAUUCUGGUGAUGCGAUGUUGUUUGAUUAAUGAUUAAAGCGAUUCACAUGUUUUUCGUCACAAACUGACACCACAAGACAACAUUCGUCGGCACGCUGUGAAUCUCAUUAGCUUCAGACUUUCUGCCGAAGAAAGCUACAGUAAUAUGUGAGAAAUGAAGAUUUAUCCUCAAAUGUAGCUUUGCAGGAUGAAAUCGAAGCCAAUAAGCUUUCGCUUAUUGUCAAAACUUCGCAAAGCCCUGGUAAAAAGUCAACUUUAGAGGCGUGAAUAGGUAGGCCGACAAAUACAUGGUGACACUAGGAAGUCAAGGGAAGCAAAUCAAGAAAACUUGGUAUGGAUGGGAUAUUUGCAAACAUGACAAGUAAAGAUUCUGCCAAGGAUUCAGUUGCUGUUGUCUACCUCAUAGUCGUUUGCUUGUUUUCAGGGUUAACAACUGUUGGGUGUAUGAUACCUGAUAUGAUAGAAUACCAUGGUUUGGUUAAUGAUACAAACAAGACAUCAGCAAAAGCAAUGAGUGUAGAACUAAAAGAUGAUUUGUCACCAAAAGUAAGAGUGGGGAUUUGUUUACCAGAAUGGGAAAAAAGAAGAUUAAAGAUUACAGGAUUAAUCGGGGAAACAAUUGAUGUUUCAAUAAAAGAUAUAGAUAUGGAGAGGUCUAUCGAAGAACAAGGGCCAUUUGAUAUAAUUUUUCACAAAAUACUGAAGUGGUUUGAUAAAGAUGCUGGCAAAGGAAGAUCCUAUCUAAAUAAACUCCUGGGAUACCACAGUGCAAAUAACCAUGUUACCCUCAUAGACCCCAUCGAAAAUGGCAUCAAGCUUGCAAACAGGAGCUUGACAUUAGAGCUAGCUAAACAGUGUGAAUUUACACUUGGAAAUCGAAGUGUUUUCUUGCCAAAAUAUUUGUUUCUGAAGAAUGAAAACAUCACUGCAAUGAAGGAAAUGAUUAGGAAUGCAGGAAUCAAGUAUCCAAUAAUUGCCAAGAAGCUGAUUGGGAAAGCAGGGCUAUCAGAAAGCCAUGACAUGAGGAUUGUGUUUUCAGAGGAAAACCUGAAAGAUUUAUCACUUCCUUGUGUAGUUCAAGAGUUCUUGAAUCAUGGUGGAAAGAUGUUCAAAGUCUAUGUUAUUGGAGAUAAGUUCUACACAUGUGAAAAGCCUUCAGUACGGAAUCUUCAUGCCUCAGAUAAAGAAACACUGUUUUUUGACAGCACCAACAUCACAAAAGGUGAGUAUUUUCCAAAACUGCAUGAGAAGGACCCAAGCGCAAUCAACUUUGCGACGAGUGACAACAAGGAACUGCUGGACGGUCGUGUGAUCUCAUUUCUCAUCCAGAAGCUAAGAAUGGUGCUUGAUUUCAACAUGUUAGGGAUUGAUAUCAUCAUUGACGAGAGGACACAAAAUUAUGGCAUCAUAGAUCUUAAUUAUUCGCCUAGUUUUCAUUGUGUUAUGUCUCAUUUUCCAGUUGAUCUUCUUGAAGUAUUUAUUAAUAUAAGGAAGCGAUUGAAAUCAACUGCAAGGACAUCAUAAAAUUUAAUUAAAGUUCAACCACUGUAGAUUGUAACUUGUUUUAUUUAAAUUUUACUGUGAUGCUAUUAAAUCAGUUUAGUCCUAAACGAGAGCUUAAGAAGUUUCUUUCACACAUAUUGUAGAAAAUAUUGUUUUAUUUUUUCAUAUUCGAAUGAUUUGUUGCAAAAAAACUGCGAGACACUGAAGAAUUAGUUGUUUUGUGAAAGAUUAUGAAUAAAACUCUUGUGAACUGCCAAUUUUUAGGCAUAUUUUUCUAAUUUAUUGAUCAAAAAGUGAAUCACCACUGAGCAUACGAAGACAAAAUCUGCUAUUUGUUUACAAACACAGAGCCACCAGUUAAAAAGGCUAAUUAAAGAUGAGCCAGACAAAACACUGGACAAUAGCUCAUGCUAGGGCACCUCCCCUUGUCCAAGCAGGCCUUACAGGCCGAUCACGACUUGAGGUUUUUCGCUUACAGGCUCUUUACUAGCAUAAAUGAGCGCGUAAAAAUAUAAAAGUACCAAGAACUAAUAGGCUAGAACUAGGCUAAUAGGCCAAAUAGGCUAAAACUCUUCUACCAAAACGGGUGGAAUUCGUUCUCUGCAAUCAACCAAAGAACGUGCGCUCGUAACGUGCGAUCUCAACGCGCGCGUAGGGAAUACACCUCUAGUGGUGGUCUGCCUACAUAGAAGACAAGGUACCCAACCAAAAUUAUUUCUACCAUUUAGUCCUAACGUGUCUAUCUACCCUUGAACUGUGAAGGCCUAUUUGCCGAUCUUAUUUUUAGGUUUUUACGGCACUUUCCAUUCUUCGCUUAGAUUUAACUUAGUAAUUUUUUUAAAGGUUGGUUAUAAGACGAGAUCGAUGAGAUUUAAAUGGUAUGGGCUUAACAUUUAAACUAACACUUAUGGAUUAAUUCGCAGAUAAUUCUUGUAUAUAAACACCAGCAUUGUUAUCGUCGAAUCUUUUUAAAAAUACCCUUUCUAAUAACUUUCCUCCCUUGAAAUAUCUCAUAAAAUAUCUCUUCUGGUCCUAGAAAAUUAUCAUUUCAAAGCUAGGCUUCGUUCCCCGGCCUUUACCCUACGGUUAAAGUGUCUAAAAUUUAUUUUCAUAUGAAGUUAUCAUUUCAAAGCUAGGCUUCGUUCCCCGGUCUUUACCCUACGGUUAAAGUGUCUAAAAUUUAUUUUCAUAUGAAGUUAUCAUUUCAAAGCUAGGCUUCGUUCCCCGGCCUUUACCCUACGGUUAAAGUGUCUAAAAUUUAAAAUUUUCAUAUGAAGUUAUCAUUUCAAAGCUAGGCUUCGUUCACCGGCCUUUACCCUACGGUUAAAGUGUCUAAAAUUUAUUUUCAUAUGAAGUUAUCAUUUCAAAGCUAGGCUUCGUUCCCCGGUCUUUACCCUACGGUUAAAGUGUAUAAAAUUUCUUUUCAUAUGAAGUUAUCAUUUCAAAGCUAGGCUUCGUUCCCCGGCCUUUACCCUACGGUUAAAGUGUCUAAAAUUUAUUUUCAUAUAAAGUUAUCAUUUCAAAGCUAGGCUUCGUUCCCCGGUCUUCACCCUACGGUUAAAGUGUAUAAAAUUUCUUUUCGUAUGAAGUAAUUUCCUGUAAAACUUUCCUUUGUUAAUAGAUUUUACUUAGUUUGUGAACAAAGUCAUCAUUCUAGCUUUUACACCAACGCUUAAUGGCCAAAGAAAUCACCCUGUAUGAUGAUUAAAGGUUAUAUUUAACAUUAACUAGGGGUUUUUUGAGUUACGCAAAGCAUGUUACUAGUUUGAGGUUAAUGUGCGCCUUCAUGUUACACUAAUGCAAACAUUUAACAUGAGAAGCUUUUCACCAAAUAAUUGAAAAUUCCGUAAAAGCUUA
Messenger RNA from Rhopilema esculentum, 3440 nucleotides. Its product is annotated as inositol-tetrakisphosphate 1-kinase. Gene Ontology annotation, molecular function: inositol-3,4,5,6-tetrakisphosphate 1-kinase activity; inositol-1,3,4-trisphosphate 6-kinase activity; ATP binding. Gene Ontology annotation, biological process: inositol trisphosphate metabolic process. NCBI's taxonomy places the organism in Eukaryota, Metazoa, Cnidaria, Scyphozoa, Rhizostomeae, Rhizostomatidae. The record is from RefSeq and is a predicted model, not a curated record. Gene Ontology annotation, cellular component: cytoplasm.